Puccinia triticina is the source of this 189-nucleotide messenger RNA. RefSeq lists its product as uncharacterized. The record is from RefSeq and is a predicted model, not a curated record. The coding region runs from base 1 to 189 and encodes 62 amino acids. NCBI's taxonomy places the organism in Eukaryota, Fungi, Basidiomycota, Pucciniomycetes, Pucciniales, Pucciniaceae. The transcript has 3 exons.
AUGUCUGUGAACUACCGGCUGAGCUUGCAGAUGAACUGCCAUACCCUCACUUGCCAUGACCUUAGCGACUCUUCCGGAAGACAAAAAAAAAGCGACUUGAUUGCAGACAGAUCUUCACCGCCCCAGCAGUCACUUACUUUCACCAAUCUUCCAUCAACAAUGCAUUCACAGAAACAGAACCAUCAGUAG